GGGCCCCGGGUUUCCUGGGCUACUACGAUGGCGAUGAGUUUCGAGUGGCCGUGGCAGUAUCGCUUCCCACCCUUCUUUACGUUGCAGCCGAACGUGGACACUCGGCAGAAGCAGCUGGCCGCCUGGUGCUCGCUGGUCCUGUCCUUCUGCCGCCUGCAUAAACAGUCCAGCAUGACGGUGAUGGAAGCCCAGGAGAGCCCGCUCUUCAACAACGUGAAGCUCCAGCGGAAGCUGCCUGUGGAAUCAAUCCAGGUUGUGUUAGAGGAACUGAGGAAGAAAGGGAAUCUUGAGUGGUUGGAUAAGAACAAGUCUAGCUUCCUGAUCAUGUGGCGGAGGCCAGAAGAAUGGGGGAAGCUCAUCUAUCAGUGGGUUUCCAAGAGUGGCCAGAACAACUCCGUGUUCACCCUGUAUGAACUGACCAAUGGGGAAGACACAGAGGAUGAGGAGUUCCACGGGCUGGAUGAGGCAACCCUACUGCGGGCUCUGCAAGCCCUCCAGCAGGAGCACAAGGCCGAGAUCAUCACCGUCAGCGAUGGCCGAGGUGUCAAGUUCUUCUAGCAGAGACCUAUCUCCCUUUACUUCUUACCUCCCACCCUGCCAGGGCUUUCAAAGGGAGACAGACCAAGUGUCCCCACAGACUGGAUCUGUGACUCCGCCUGACUCAAAAGGGCUCUAGUCCACGGGUGGGUUUCCUGCUUAUCUCAUUUGUCUGUCCCUGGGAUCCGGUGAGGCUGAGGUGCCAGGGAGGGAAUAUGUGCUUCUCCUUGUCCCAACUCUCCUGAGCCAGGGUCUGAAACCCAGCACUUCAGUUGUGUCAUACACGUAAGUACACACACACGGCCUGCACAAGCUUCUGUCAUACAUGUAAGUACACACACAAACAGCUUGCACAAGCUUCUGUCUGUCAUACACGUAAGUGUACACACACACAGCCUGCACAAGCUUCUGUCAUACACGUAAGUGUACGCGCGUGCACACACAGCCUGCACAAGCUUGUCACACAGCCUGCACAAGCUUCUGACACACACACACACCCACACACACACACACCCCCACAAGCUUCUGUCUCUCUUCCCCCAACCCCACCCUCCACCCCCACCCCUUUAGCUGCUACUGCCUCCUCUCAGGCUGGUGCUGGAUCCCUCCUAGGGGAUGGGCAAAGCCCUGGCUGCAGGCAGCCCUCCAGGCAAUGUGAAGAUAGAAGGCCCAGGAGGGGACCUGGCCAUGAGAGCUGGGGCCCAACACUGAUUUAUGAUUAUUAAAAAGCUUA
Messenger RNA from Budorcas taxicolor (takin), 1270 nucleotides. It is a transcript of the gene VPS25, whose product is annotated as vacuolar protein sorting 25 homolog. The transcript has 6 exons. Gene Ontology annotation, biological process: protein transport to vacuole involved in ubiquitin-dependent protein catabolic process via the multivesicular body sorting pathway. Lineage: Eukaryota; Metazoa; Chordata; Mammalia; Artiodactyla; Bovidae. Gene Ontology annotation, molecular function: structural molecule activity; protein homodimerization activity. Gene Ontology annotation, cellular component: ESCRT II complex. The record is from RefSeq and is a predicted model, not a curated record. The coding region runs from base 28 to 558 and encodes 176 amino acids.